CCAACUCGCUCAAAGUCAAACAGUCAAACCACAAAACCCAUCACCGGCAUAUCUUUCCUUGCCUGCUUUGUGUAUAUUAUGUGAGAUUUUCUACCGGGGUUAAGGGAAGGUUUUAGGGUUAAGAUUUGACGGCUCCCUCCGCCCCUGCACCGAUCAAUGGCUCCAGUUUCGUGGUCUGACCUCCCAGAAGAGCUGCUGGAGAGCAUCUUGAAGAAGCCAACAAAUGUCGUUAAUCUUUACAACUGCCGCUAUGUGUGUCGUUCAUGGCGGUCCGUCGUCGACAAGGUGUUAGCGUCGACACCUCCGCACCUACUUGUCUACGAAAAGCAUCACAGAAUGGUAAGAAGCAUAAGUUUCGUGAAUGUUUUCACCGGCGAAUCGCGCGUUUGUAGACUUCCGAAGUUAAAGAAUGGUAAUGGGCAGACCCGGUUUCCCAAUAGCGUCUACUCCUGGCAUCGUUGGGUGAAAACGCAAGUUCAUUGUGUCUUGUGAAACGAAAAAUCCAAGAUCAAUUGGUUUAGCUAUUCGUGAUGGGCGAUAUCUUGAGAAGUUGAUGUUCUGGAAUACAGGAGAUGAGGAGUGGACAACCUUCGUUAAGGAGCCGAUGCCCAUACUUGAUAUUACAAGCUACAAGGGUGGAUUCUGUGUUCUUGACGGGGACCUCAAGUUUAUACAAUUUGACCAUGAGCAUGUUCCUCAUCUCAAAAUAACUUAUGUUUUAUCAAGUUAUUAUCAUCCGACUCAAUAUCUGGUGGAAUCGCUGUGUGGGGAUCUGUUGUUGGUUCAACUGAAUGAAUAUUGGGUGCAAGAU
This is a messenger RNA of Corylus avellana, 811 nucleotides long. Lineage: Eukaryota; Viridiplantae; Streptophyta; Magnoliopsida; Fagales; Betulaceae. The record is from RefSeq and is a predicted model, not a curated record.